UCUUAUCAAAUGUGCAUUUGUGCUUUCGUUUCUUGCCGAUAAUGAUUAUAUUCAAGAACUUGAACUUUGAAGGAGGCCUCUGCUUCAUUCCUUUUAAGAAACAUAAAACUGUCAUUUGCUAUACUCGCCGCAACUUUUCGACUUCAACGAAAGCUUGAAAAAUGAAUAAACUGAUAUUUCUACAAUAAACAACUUGAUCUAAAAGUUUCGUAGCCACUAUUCUUACAUAUCAGAAUGACUCUUGUCUUUCAAGCAGUGUCACUAUUUUUGACCUUGAUUACAAUCGCAACGUGGAUCUUCUUUUUAGCCCAGAGCAGAUUAAUGAAGAAGACAAACUUCGUGUUUUAUUGCAUUGCGUUGGCACUUGCCGACGUAAUGAGUGCUCUUUGUCGACUUUCAACAUAUUCUGGGCUCAGUGAGGUUUUGAAUGGCGACCAGAAUCAAAUUCUGGCGGCGGCGAUGUUGACAUGUGGACUGUUCUCGGGGAAUAUCCAGGCGCUGGUUGCGGUGGAGAGGUACUACUCGACCCAGAUGCUUGUCGUUGCCAGACAUCAACUGAAUAAAAAAGAACUGUUCAUCCGCCUGUCAGCAGCUCUCCUGCCAUCAAUUCUGACUCCGUGCGGGCUCUUGGCCGCCACUUACCCCAAGCGUAUCUUCAGUGUCGGAGUAGACGAACACUUUUUCACCAUCAACUUAGAGCCGGAAGCAGUCGGAAAUUACAUAGGGCUCUGUAGUGUGCUCAUCGCUGGCUUGAUUGCCCCGGGACUCAUCAUUUUUGGGUGCUAUGUGAAAGUUGUCGCGAAUCAACACAAGAGGAAACUCAAUAGCAAAGACUCGAUGAUACGGGACCGGUCGCAGAAGGUCACGAUGGUGUGUGGCUGUUCCGCCAUGAUCUUCACUCUCUACUCGGUCCCCUCUGGCAUGGCUGCACUACUCCAGAUGUUCCAGCCAGCCUCAGUCGUGAAGACUGCUUGGAUGACUGCGGACAUAUUCUGCAAAGCCGGAUCUCUGGCAAACUCGGUGUUGACCUGGUUCUGCACUAAUCACUUGAAGGAUGCACUCAGAGCUAACAUGUAUCGAAGUACAGACAUGACUUCUGGUGGAGGAUCGAGUCUUGCUACUGCCAAAACUACAAUCAGCCUGGCAAUUUCCCCCUGCAGAAAACCCGCUCUCGUUCCUAAUGGCUGCCAGAAACCCUAUUUAGGAGGACCUAAAAAUCAGAGAAAACUGAAAGCAAGACACCCGGCCCCAAAUGUGCGUCAAAACGGAGCAAAACGGCCCAGUCUAAAUACUAGUGGGAGACUUCAAAACUCGCACAUCAAGACGAGCAGUUUAUAAAUAAAAUCAGUAUCAAUUACUUUCACCCAGUGAGCGACCAAAUUAAAUAUCAUUAUGGCGUAUUACCUUGCGUUGGGUUUUGUAAAUGUCUAUACGUGUGAUGUCCAAUUUAGUUUUUGUUUAUGACAAUGGAAAAAAUCUGUGAAAACAGAAGUUUGGUCUGAUAAAAAUUUGGUGAUAAAAAUUUGGCGUUUAAUAUUUUAAUGUUAUGCUAGUUAAAGGUAGAUUUAAAACGAGAGCUUCAAAUACGGUCGGGCUCAUCAUAUGUGACGUGCUGUUCUGUUGUAGCUA
Symsagittifera roscoffensis is the source of this 1629-nucleotide messenger RNA. RefSeq lists its product as uncharacterized. The transcript is spliced from 6 exons. The coding region runs from base 235 to 1338 and encodes 367 amino acids. Gene Ontology annotation, molecular function: G protein-coupled receptor activity. Gene Ontology annotation, cellular component: membrane. NCBI's taxonomy places the organism in Eukaryota, Metazoa, Xenacoelomorpha, Acoela, Convolutidae. Gene Ontology annotation, biological process: G protein-coupled receptor signaling pathway. The record is from RefSeq and is a predicted model, not a curated record.